Molecule: messenger RNA, 1344 nt
Organism: Auanema sp. JU1783
Lineage: Eukaryota; Metazoa; Nematoda; Chromadorea; Rhabditida; Rhabditidae
Source: the annotation of a GenBank genome assembly
AUGAAUAGCAUAGACGAUAUUGCGCCUCGUUUAACGGGUAGUAAAGAAGGAACAUUCCGGUAUGAGACUAUCCGCACCCGUUGGCCAACUAUUUUAACUCGGGUAAUUGACCACUUUUCAACUGGCAUCGAGAAGUUCACUACACGAUACGGAGAGGAUGCCGAGAAAUCGGUGAAGCAGAUUCUAUCUGCUUUGAGCGAAAUUCAUUACUUGAUGGUAACAGAUAAGCCUUUGAGGUUAUUGACGGAUAACUUUGAAGAUGUCAAUGUUUGGAAUGAGCACUUGUCCAGCUUGAGAUUAAAUAAAGAGUUGGUGAAUAGCACGUGGUACAAAGAACCUUGGCUGUUCGUAGAAUGCUACUUGUAUCGCCUGAUCUUCAGCUUUGUGUUCCAAAGUCAAGUAAUGGAAGCUCAUGACUACUUUUUCCAUCAAAAAAUUGCCUCAUUUCAUACUCAUACGGAUCAGAUAAUAUUAGGUGUGGAAGAUCUUAAUAAGUUCGUAGCGCUUGGUCAGAAUGAACAAUCCAUAACUUCAUCCUUAACUUCUCUUUUAAAAAUUUGUUUGUGGGGAAAUCGUGCAGACUUGUCGUUAUCCGGUGGAAUAGCUUCAUUAUUUAAUGAGUCUUCGAAGGACUUGGAUGCUCGAGACAAAUACAUACUUAUCAAUCAUAUCCCAGAUGCCAUCAAUUAUUUAAAGAGUAUCAAGCCAAAAGUCGGAGAUGCUCUUUCAAGAAUUGAUAUUAUUCUUGAUAACUCUGGCGUCGAAUUGGCUGGUGACUUGACACUAGCUGACUAUCUAGUAACCGCGGGUUUGGUUGAUAAAGUUGUUUUCCAUGGGAAGAAAAUUCCUUGGUUUGUUUCUGACACAACACCAGACGAUUUUCAAUGGACCAUAAAAGCCAUAGCAGAGUUAAAGGGAAGUGAUGGGGCUGUUCGAGAGGAUUGUCAGAGAUUCUCUAGAUCAAUAACUGAACGACUUGAACAGGGUAUUUACGAGUUUAAAUGUGAAGGAUUCUGGACUCUGCCUUUUCCUUAUACAGAAAUGGCUACUAGAGCCCCUGAGCUUUAUGCCGAUCUAUCUGAGUCGUCUCUUGUGAUACUGAAAGGUGAUUUGAAUUAUCGAAAACUUGUAGAGGAUCGUGAUUGGACUUAUGAAACUCCAAUGAUGAAUGCUGUUGGAAAUUUUCUAAUUUCACCUUUAUUGGUUCUGAGAACCUUGAAAUCGGAAACUGUCGUCGGUCUCGACAGAACUGUUGUUGACCAUGUUUUGUCUCGUUAUGGUGAUGACUAUCAAUGGAUGACUACUGGUACAUAUGCUGUAGCUCACUUCCAUGUUUCAAAAUAA